This is a messenger RNA of Syzygium oleosum, 2417 nucleotides long. RefSeq names its product putative protease Do-like 14. The coding region runs from base 997 to 2250 and encodes 417 amino acids. The transcript has 9 exons. The record is from RefSeq and is a predicted model, not a curated record. Gene Ontology annotation, molecular function: protein binding; serine-type endopeptidase activity. Gene Ontology annotation, biological process: proteolysis. Lineage: Eukaryota; Viridiplantae; Streptophyta; Magnoliopsida; Myrtales; Myrtaceae.
UGUAAAUGAAUGAUCGAACCUGUACCAGCGUGGACAUGUAUAUUAUAUACAGCAAGUGUCGAUUUUUUUUUAGGACAAUCGAGUCACGGCGAUGCAAUUUGAUUUGUUCGGGAACGUGAAAUUCAUUCGUACAUGAAACCUGCGAGUCAUUUUCUUUAUUUUCAUACGAAAACCCCACCAAAUAAAUGGCAUUUAAUAAGGACUUUGACUUCGGAGUCAACAACUCAAGUGUUUCUUUGCAGGAUCAGAAGUUGUAUUUAGGCGUGGGAUCGCUCGAUGGAGACAUCAACUGAAUGUGGGCAUCACUUGAUCUUUACUCAGGAGCUUCCUGCGUGUAAUAUUGCUUCUGCUUCUGCUCUCAGCACAUUGCUCUGUUCCAAUGCGUGCCAGCAAAAGCUUUUACGGCUGGAGGGAAGUCUAGAGCAAUUUUGGCUUUCGAGUAUCAUUAGGAGUGGAAAUUUUCAUUCUUUUUUCUUCGCCUGCAUAAAUUUUGAUGCUACAGAUGGUGGGAAUUGCUGUUGCUGGUUCUGGUCUGUUUCAUGCAAAUGCUAGCAGUAAGUAGCUUGGUCUAUUUCAUGCCAAUGCUUCUGUUAUAUGUUCAGCAUCUAUGUUUAAUAUGUUGCAAUUUGGUCUGUUUGCCUAGAAACAGGAAGUAUAUGUAGUGCACGUUCUUAGGUUAAAGUUUUUAUUUUUGCGGUUCAGGGCAUCUUUUUGUGUAUCUUUGCAGUAAAUAGAUGCUCAAGAUUUCUUCAGAUAUGGUGCACUUUAGAAUGCGUGUAGGCUGUGCCCGGUGGAACCCGUGUGGCCACUCCUUUUAAGCAGAGAUGGUAAUGUUAUUGCAUGUAUCCGGUGAAUGUAGGUUCAGUAAUUCCAGAUCCUAGGGGUAGGUGAAUCUCAUGAGAGACCCAUUAGAUCUAAAGGUCGAAAUGUAUUGUCUCGCAUAGGGAGGAUUCAUAUUAAGGAUCUUGGAGGGAUAGCAGAUCCACUAGUCACUUAAUGUUCUUUUGUAGUUGUAGUCAACAGCCUUUUUUAUAUACUACCUUGUUUGUUCGAAUGCCAGAAUCAAGGCCAUCAGUCUCGAUUCCUGCCCAAUUGCAUAAAGAAUUCACGCCAGCUCUCCCAGCAUUUAUUUCCUUGAAUCAGUGGCGACACGAAGUACUUCCCUCCAAGUCUCUUCAAAGUAGUUUGAUUAGAUGUUUUGAUACAAAUAAGGCAGCUUCUGCUAGUUCUGAAGAAAAUGCAAAACCAAAUAACAGAUAUUUUGGCAGAGACACGAUAGCUGAUGCUGCUGCUAGGAUUGCUCCUGCAGUUGCUAAUAUAUAUGCUCAACAAGGGGAAGACCGGGAGAUUGGUUCUGGAACUGUUAUUCAUGAGGAUGGCUACAUUUUAACAUGUGCUCAUGUUGUCGCCGACACAACAAACGCAGUAUAUUUGGCUGAUGGGAAGGUUUCUGUAUGCUUGCAAGACAUGGAGAAAAAUAUUGUAGGCCGGGUUGUUGAUGCUUAUGUGGAUCUUGACAUUGCCAUUAUAAAGAUCGAUUCCCCAAGUUCUCCCCUUCCAGCAGCAAAAGUUGGCUCAUCUAGUAAGCUUCGUCCUGGAGACUGGGCAAUAGCCGUGGGCAGUCCACUUUCCCUUCAACAUACUGUUACACUCGGGAUUAUCAGCUGUGUUCAUCGCACAAGUAAUGAAUUGGGACUUACAGGAAUGCCCAUGGAGUAUAUACAGACAGAUUGCGCAAUCAAUCCAGGAAAUUCUGGGGGUCCUCUUUGCAAUGUUGAUGGAGAAGUAGUUGGUGUCAAUGUUGAGACUAUGAAUGUGGAAAAAGCAUCUGGAGUGAGCUUUGCUGUGCCGAUUGAUUUUACUUCAGCAAUCAUAAAGCCCUUCCAGAAUUGUCGGAGGACUGUACGACCUGAUUUUGGCUGGGUUAUGCGGAAUGUCAGUGACAAGAACUUCCAAGCACUUAAAAAAUAUUACCCCACAUUUCCUUAUGCUAGAGAUGGUGUCUUUGUACAAAAGGUAAUAAAAGGAUCCCCUGCUGAUCGUGCUGGCAUUCGAACCGGUGAUGUGGUCGUGAAUGUUAAUCUAAAACAAGUUCGAAACAUAAAAGAGAUGAUGGAUGUUAUGGGGGAGAGAUCUGGGGCACCUGUCAUGGUAAUUGUGAAGAGAGUCAGGUUUGGCAAGGAUGAUUUCCUUUGUCUGAACAUAAAUUUCGAGGAGAAAGAUGACGCUGCUCCGAGGCCUCGACUUUGAUCGAAGCAUAGUUAUUUGCAGUACAAUAAAAGUCCAGGCGAACUGGUACCUUGGAUCAUUGUUUUCAUGAGAGGACAAUAAUGUCCCACAUAUCAUGUCAUCAAAGAACCUCGAUCUGGUGAUUAGAAUAAAAUGUGAUUGUUUUCUUUGCAAGAGAAUCUGUACUA